AUGGCCGAUUCUGCUUUGGCACUGUGUGGUGUCUUUUGCGGUUGUCAAGCAAAUGUGUUUCUGUUAGAGCUGAUCGCGGUGAAAAGCUCUAACAUCUUCUAUGCUCUUACUUUUGCGCAAUAUGUGGUCGUUGCACUUCUUUCCUUGCCGCUUGUGUGCGUUUUCACUGCUGCGCCACAUGGGCGAGGCUGGCGGCCUCCUCGGCUGCGGCCUAUGCGGUUGCUGAUGUCGCACAAAGUGCUGCUUGCUGUCUCCGCGUGGGUCAUGUCAGUGAGCAGCAACUUGGUUUUUGGCUUGUACAUUUCUGUACCCCUCCACGCUACGUUCCGCUCAUCGUCACUUCUCUUGAACAUGCUGGCUGGAUAUUUCUUCUUGGAGAAGCGCUACACAGCCCUACAGGUGCUCUGCGCUGUAACAUUAUCAGGGGGUCUUGUCGUCCUCACGGUGGAAAAGUCAUGGAAGUUGCAAGAUAUUGACGCUGCAAAGGGACAGUCAACGCCUGAUGAAUACUUCUGGUGGGCCUGCGGAGUAGUAGUUCUUGCUCUUAGUACUGCCUUCUCAACUGGUCUUGGCAUUUUUCAGGAGCAUAUGUAUGAGGUGGCACGACACCACGAGGAGGCAGAGCAAAAAAAAGAGAAGUUGACCAUGUCAUCAUCAUCAUCAGCAACAGCGAGAGCAGCAACAGUAUCGCCGCCACCGAUGUGGGCGGAGGCACUCUUUUUUUCUCACCUUUUGGCUAUACCAUUGUUCUUCUUGCAGCCGUUUCGUCUGCUUAGAGAAUUCGCAUCCAUUUCUCCUGAGAGCUACACAAACUUUUUCCUUAAUACUGUAACACAGUACGUCUGUGUGGCUGGGGUAUACGUGCUGAACGACAAGACGUCUGCCUUUACUCUGAUUCUGACGCUGACGCUGCGCAAAUUGGGUACCUUUGUGCUUUCUGUUGUGUACUUUGGUCACUACCGUCAUUUCAGUGGCUUGGAGUGGGGGGCAAUGAUGGCGGCGCUGGCUGCUGGCACAGUAUACCCGCUGUUGCCAAAGAACCAGGCGGUGACAUCUGCGAUUCGUCGCACUGCCAAGCAUGAUAAAGUGGCGUAG
Messenger RNA from Trypanosoma grayi, 1095 nucleotides. RefSeq names its product putative protein kinase. Gene Ontology annotation, molecular function: transmembrane transporter activity. Gene Ontology annotation, cellular component: endoplasmic reticulum membrane; Golgi membrane. The record is from RefSeq and is a predicted model, not a curated record. Gene Ontology annotation, biological process: transmembrane transport. The transcript has a single exon. The coding region runs from base 1 to 1095 and encodes 364 amino acids. NCBI's taxonomy places the organism in Eukaryota, Euglenozoa, Kinetoplastea, Trypanosomatida, Trypanosomatidae.